Messenger RNA from Sardina pilchardus (European sardine), 2085 nucleotides. RefSeq names its product Kin17 DNA and RNA binding protein (gene kin). The record is from RefSeq and is a predicted model, not a curated record. Gene Ontology annotation, biological process: DNA damage response; DNA replication. NCBI's taxonomy places the organism in Eukaryota, Metazoa, Chordata, Actinopteri, Clupeiformes, Clupeidae. Gene Ontology annotation, cellular component: nucleus. Gene Ontology annotation, molecular function: double-stranded DNA binding. The coding region runs from base 105 to 1298 and encodes 397 amino acids. The transcript has 12 exons.
CAACCAACACAACAGGGGAAAAGGGGGAACGUGCUAAAUAGCUCAUUUAAUUGAAAGAAAGUGUAUACAAUUGUAAGUUACUCGUGAAACGCUUCAUAUAAGCGAUGGGGAAAGCUGAUUUCCUUAGUCCUAAAGCGAUCGCCAACAGGAUCAAAUCCAAGGGUCUUCAAAAGUUGCGAUGGUAUUGCCAAAUGUGUCAGAAACAGUGUCGAGACGAGAAUGGCUUCAAAUGCCACUGUAUGUCCGAGUCUCACCAGAGACAGUUGCUGCUGGCGUCUGAAGACCCAAACCAGUUCAUGGACCUUUUCUCAGAUGAGUUCAGGACGGACUUUUUGGAGCUUCUGCGUCGGCGAUUUGGUACCAAGCGAGUCCACAACAACAUCAUAUACAACGAGUACAUCAGCCACAAAGACCACGUCCACAUGAACUCCACACAGUGGGAGACGCUCACCGACUUCACCAAAUGGCUGGGAAGGGAAGGCUACUGUAAGGUGGACGAGACCCCUAAGGGCUGGUACAUCCAGUACGUGGACCGUGACCCGGAGACGAUCCGGCGGCAGGAGGAGCAGGAGAAGAAGAAGAAGCAGGACCUGGACGACGAGGAGCGCAGCGCCAAGUUCAUAGAGGAGCAGGUCCGCCGGGGGCGCGAGGGCAAGGAGCCGGAGGAGGAGCCAGUGUACACUGAACUGGUGAGAGAGAGUGAGGAGGAGAAAGUGGCCUUCAACCUCAGCAAGGGUGCCUGUGCUGCCGGCCCAUCUGCUGGUCCAUCUGCUGGUCCAUCGAAAGGUGCUUCGCUGGGGGCCAAUGCCCUCCGGGCGGCCACCUCGGCCAAGAGGAAAGACCCGUCGUCUCACGGCUCCGACGGCAGAGACAAGAAGAAGAAAUCCGCGCUGGAUGAGAUCAUAGAGAUGGAGGAGCAGAAGAGGAAGAAGGCAACAGUGAAAUUAGACUACUGGCUUCACACCGACAUCGUGGUGAAGAUCGUCACCAAGAGACUGGGAGAGAAGUACUACAAGAAGAAGGCAGUGAUCAAGGAGGUCCAGGAUAAAUAUACGGCCAUUGUGAAGCUGGUGGACUCCGGAGAUAAACUCAAACUGGACCAGACCCAUGUGGAGACGGUCAUCCCAGCGCCAGGGAAGCGGGUUGUGAUUGUGAACGGACAGCACAGGGGCACCGAGGCGGUUCUGGACGGGAUCGACGAGAAGAAGUUCUCCGCUACGCUGACGCUGGACUCGGGUCAUAUGAGGGGGAAGAGAUUGGAAGGCAUUCCAUAUGAAGACUUCUCCAAGAUGGCCUAGCAGCUGUCCCUCUGGUUUGUGUGUGUGUGUGUGUGUGUGUGUGUGUGGUGCUCUACUGUGUCAGAGUCAUCCCCUCACACUCACACUGGUCUAUUUCAUACAGCAGUCAAGUCCAGCACUGGCCCUGACCAGCUUGGUUUGUGGCCAUCAGAUCUGCUCCUGAUUGGCCCUGACCUGGUCUUAACCCAUCAGAUCGGCUCCUGAUUGGUCCUGACCUGGUCUCAAUCCAUCAGAUCGGCUCUUGAUUGGCCCUGACCUGGUCUUAACUCAUCAAAUCUGCUCCUGAUUGGUUCAGACCCAAUUUGAUCCAUCAGAUCUGGUCCAGAACCGGCAUUGAUAUGCUCAUGACUUAUUUGUACUAGUCUGUGUCUGUCCUGUACAUAACAACUCCCUUUACCUGAUAAGGCCCAUUUCCAGGCUGGGCCUGGCUCGGAUGGUUGCCAGAUCCAGAUCAGAUCAGAUCAGAUCAGGGCCACAUGGUUGCCAGAUUUGGUCAGGUGGUUGCCAGAUAUACACCAGAGGAUUCAUCUAUCUGUGCUUAUUGCUUUCGCUGAUUAUUUAGCCUUGUACAUAUACUGCACUCCCUCUCCCCCUCAAUUCGGAUGGUUGCCAGAUUUGUACAUACUACACCCCUCCCUCCCUCAACGUUUGUGUGUCCCAAACCUACUCCAAAAAAACCUUGAACAAAAUUGUCUUUUUUUUCCUCCAUUUUAUUUUAUAUACUGUAAUUUCAAAAAGGAAAAGAUGAGUUCACAAAUAAAAUCAGUUGUCAUGUUAAACAAGGAAA